GGAAGCGUCUGAGCGUCUAGACGGCACGUGCGUCGUAUCCUUGUCGAACGUUGACCUUGCGCCGCGGUCGAUGGCCCAUUCGUCAGUUAGCAGUGUACGCCUCAGCUAACAGUCUCAAUGAUUUUAUUCCGUUAGGGAAACUUGCUUGCGUCGCAUCGAAUUCUCGUAUCAUUAACAGCUCUCGUAUCAUUUGUUAAAUCUGCUUACGCGUACCAACCCUGGCGAACGAAUUAAACAUUUAUUGAAGUGUUUAUUAGAUAUUUUCUCUAAUAAGAUCUCGCGUUAUUGCAUCUUUUAGUUUCGAUUUCGAGAGUGUAGUGCAAAGUAUCAUUAUAAUCUGCUUUCGCGAGUGUUGUAUCGAGAAAAAAUAUUGUGCCUUCGAUGUUGAAAAUCCGACAAUCUGAGAGAAGAAGGAGACGUCGGGUGUCGGCGGAGCAACAUGUGAACCAUUAAAGCGACGUUGGAGAAUAACUCCGCUGUUGCGCAUCGAUCGAGAGGGGCAGCCUUGCAUGCAGCAAUUACUCUCGAACGAUUAUCAGCGAAUUUGGUGGCGAGAAAAAAUAGUCUGGGAUAAAACUAUAACUGCCAAAAAAAUUAUGAGCAAAAAGAUAUUACCCCGUAAGCUAAUUAAGAAGAAAGUACCGACAUGUGUAACCGUGAAAUAUCUGAAAAGAGAGGAGCGAUUGAAAAAAAAAAUGAAAGAAGAAUUUAAGAAGUCCAACGAGAAAUUUAAUACCGAACAGACGUUUGCAAAACCUAGCGAUACGAAAUUAAAGAAACGCGAAGAAAUGAAGUUAGAAGAAUGCGGAGAUAUGAAAUUGUUAAAUCAGGAAGAAACAAAAUCAGAAAAAUAUGAAGAAAUAAAAUCAGAAAGACCAGAGGAAAUAAAAUCGGAAAAUUGUGAGGAAACAAAAUCAGAAAAAUUCGAGGAAACAAAAUCAGAAAAAUUCGAGGAAACAAAAUCAGAAAAAUUCGAGGAAACAAAAUCAGAAAAAUUCGAGGAAACAAAAUCAGAAAAAUUCGAGGAAACAAAUCAAACAGUAUAUGAAGAAACGAAAUCAGAACAAAUCGAGGAAGUGAAAUCAGAAAAACGUGAAGAAACGAAACUGGAAAAAAAUAAGGAAACAAGAUCAGAGCAAACAGAAGACGCAACGUCAGAAAAAUAUGAAGAAACGAAAUCGGAGAAAAAUGAAGAAGUGAAAUCAGAACAAAGCGAAAAGAUAAAGUUAGAAGAAUGCAAAGAAACAAAAUCACAAUAAGAGAAAAACACGAAGAAGAUGAAGAAACGAAAUCAGAAAAAUGCGUUGACACGAAAUCGCAAGAUUAUGCGAAAGCAAUAUCGGAAGAACGCGAAGAAACGCAAUUAGAGAAUAACAAAGAUAUAAAGGAGCAAAAUACGAGAAAAAGAAUUGAAAAAAUAUAUUAUAAAUUAGAAUUUAAAAAAUUUGAAAACAACUAAUUACUACAUUAUACGUUGUGUAACAUGUAAAACUGUGACUACGAAAACAAAAAAAAAACAAUUUGGAAAAAUAAAAAUAUUCUCAAAUAAA
Solenopsis invicta (red fire ant) is the source of this 1550-nucleotide messenger RNA. RefSeq names its product cylicin-2-like. The transcript is spliced from 4 exons. Lineage: Eukaryota; Metazoa; Arthropoda; Insecta; Hymenoptera; Formicidae. Bases 510 to 1259 code for a protein of 249 amino acids. The record is from RefSeq and is a predicted model, not a curated record.